Messenger RNA from Baudoinia panamericana UAMH 10762, 2408 nucleotides. RefSeq lists its product as uncharacterized. The transcript is spliced from 2 exons. Bases 111 to 2207 code for a protein of 698 amino acids. Lineage: Eukaryota; Fungi; Ascomycota; Dothideomycetes; Mycosphaerellales; Teratosphaeriaceae. The record is from RefSeq and is a predicted model, not a curated record.
CAUGUCGCGCAGCUGAGGUUCGAGGCUGGGCCAGGUUAAGGUUCAUCUAUGUCAGCAUCUCGGCCUCGGCUAGAUCAUCCGAGACGCCGAACCUCCAGCGACAUGAAUUCAUGCUCUGCAAUCCACACUUCGAACCCACGCACCACCUUCCUUUAAGAUCGCUCGCAGGUGCCUCGAUGCUUACAAGGACACGAUGGCAUGGGCAAGCAUGGGGUAGACCAUAUGCACGAACGGUCUAUCGUCAGCGACUCGUCGUGUCCGCCAAGCGAUGGCAGACUUCCGCCAGCGCAAAUGGGAAUGAUGUAUUGUCACGCGACGGCACGAAACCCGACAGAGCAGCAGGGUCAAGGCCGACGCGCCCCCUGACAGGCAUUAUAACGACCAAUGAUGCGUCCAAUACAAGCUUUGAGCAUCUCCUUAGUGUCAUACCAAAGCCGCACAGUAGCAGCAUCCGAACCUCUACCAUCGGCACUGCGUUGCUUACGAUUCUCCUUACACCCACAUACGCCUCAUAUGCAUUGCGGACUGAUGCAUCUUUGGCCUUACUGAAGCACCUGAGCGCAGCCGAUGCUCAAUCGCCACCCGGACCCUUAGAUGUAUUGUCUGCCGUCGUGGACCGCUUGCCAGCAGGUAUCGAUGCUCGUGCUGGAAAGGAGGGCAUAGCCUACAUGUUACUGCGCAAUGCUGCGCCGCUGUCUGUUGUUGCGCGAUCAAACCUUAACCCAAAGACACUGAAGCCGGGCUCGUUGAGCUUCGAGAUGCCGCCAAACAAGGGCCGACCAUGGGAUUAUACCGUUCAGUUACCCCUCGCACACACCGUCUUCACAACUGGCCUGGUCUCCACACUUGUUCAUACAAAGUACAGUUUCUCUCCCGAAAAUGGCUACCUUGCGGACCGAGUACAGCGUCUUGAAGCGCAGACACUUCGUCUUCCGCUGACUGCAGACUAUGGUGCGGUAUCAGUGCUAGCCCCUCUAGUUCCGCUGACACCUUUUCGGGUGAUACGCAAUUUUAUGGGUAACAUCAUCCGCACCUUGUCGUCUGCCACAUCACGAGAGCAGAGCUUACAAACUUCGGCAACGUCCACGGACACUCAGCCCGCGUCUCAGGAGCUCGAGACUGCUGUCACAAGCUACUUCAAGUCUCUCAAUGUGGCCCCUCGAGCAGUCAGCGUUUGGGCUCUGAUCAUCCCAGAUGAAGCAAAACGAUGGACCCGUCUCAGACAAGAAAACCAUGUGGUCAGACGUUUGCGCGAUCUGGCCGCCGAAGAAGUCCCCGAAACGUGGACGUCCUCUAAGCACCCUGUACGGCUCUCGCUUAACGGUGCGAUAUUGCGCCUCUUGCGUAAUGGUGCCCGACUUCAUCGAGUGCUGUCAGGUGGCGGUGGAUGGGGCAAGAAAGCAGGACUUUUAAGUCUGGAUCCUGAUGCCGCAUACAGCAGCCGGGAGCUUCGAGCUGAGGAGGGGUGGCAUUUCGACUUUGAUGAUGAGAGCGCGGAGGGAGUUCAAGAGCAGCAAAGGCAAGCUCUGGGCGAAGUUGUGAAGGAGGGCGAGCAUGUCAUGUUCUUGCUUGGUGAGCAUGAGGACGCUCAGAGCCGCUUGUCCCACGCUAAAUCGUGGGACUUCAUCAACAAGAGUGACCUUGCGGCCGUUUUUGGAGCAAUACCAUCAACCGUUGAUUAUGGCUCCAACACUGCCAACAAAAAUGCGGAUGAUGUUGAGCCCACAAGUCUGCCCGACCUCAUACAUCGCCCCAACAUCUUCGGCGCACUUUCCGAGGGCGGCCUUGCAUUGAGGAUUACGAAAGACGCUCGGCUGCAGUCUCAGACAAAGUUUGAUGUCCCAUUUAGCUACAUCUGGGCAACCGAGGCCGAAGCCGACAAGCACAACCGGACUAGUGCAAGCGAAAGGCGCAUGCAGGCGGGACAGCGCCGACAAGACGACUACUUCGAAAAGGCGGCAACCUCAGAAAGAGCGACGCCGAAGGUUAGCGGUCAUGAAAAGGGGCCAGAGAACAGCCGUCACGUGAACUUCCGGCGGGUCGUUCCCAUGUACAGUACCGAGACCACGCGCAGCCGGCAUGGCGGCAAUGAGAGGGUCUAUGAUUUCGGCAUUAAAGCGCGGUACAGCACUACAGCUGGCUCGCAUUCUGGCGAUGCAGCGAACAUUUCCGACGCGGCCGAGCAUGACAGAGUGCCGAAGGGGUGACUAACCGUUGACGGAUACCUUACCAAACGGUCGGUUGAAAGCAAAGAUCGCUUACACUCACUGGAAGUGCCUCUCGACGACACGCCACCCUCUGCGGAGGGAGCAAGGGAACCCAGCCCACGGAUCAACACGAUCCGUGAUCGGCGGGACAGCGGUGCCAGGCUGGGAGAUCAAAGGCCGCUUGUGCGAACACAUGAAUCU